AUGCGCAUUCUCGCUCUCCUUGCCGCGCUGUGUGCUCUGCUGUGCACACUUGCACUCGCUGAACCCGCUCCGGCUCUCAAAGACUCGCCCGCACUCGCUCAAGCUCCGCGUCGAGCAGUCGCUUUCGGCAGACCCGCCGACGAGCGCAGGGACGCAGGCGGCGCGAAGAAGGCGGACGGAGCGGAUGGCAACACGGUCAACUACCUCGUCACGCUCGACCGAUCAAUCACCAACGUCGCCAAGGACAAGAUUCUCGAUGCGUUGCUGCGGAUGGGGGCGGUUGUGAAGCAGGAGUACAACUACCGCGUCUACAAAGGCGUCCUCUUCUCGAUCCCCUCGUCGCACGACAAAGGCCUCACAGCGUGGGAGACGGCCUUGACGAAGCAGGAGGGCGUCAAGUAUGUCGAGAAGGACCAGGAGGUGCGCGCCAACUCGUCCUAA
This is a messenger RNA of Rhodotorula toruloides NP11, 441 nucleotides long. RefSeq names its product proteinase inhibitor domain containing protein. Lineage: Eukaryota; Fungi; Basidiomycota; Microbotryomycetes; Sporidiobolales; Sporidiobolaceae. The record is from RefSeq and is a predicted model, not a curated record. The coding region runs from base 1 to 441 and encodes 146 amino acids. The transcript has 3 exons.